AUGGGUUUAAUCUUCUCUAGUAAUGGGAAUUCAAAAUCAGUGAAGCUGAACAAGCAGUUAUGUAUUUGCCUUUUGUUGGGCCAUAUUUUCCUCCUCCUUCUCCUUGACCGGCAAAUCGUCAAUCAGUCUCAGAUAGGUUGUGCCAUCUCGGGGAUCUUUCUUCACUUCAUAUUCCUAUGUGCCUUCAUGUGGAUGGCCUUGGAGGGGUUUUUUAUCUAUCGUCAACUUGUCCUGGUAUUUCCAACCGGAUCCAAUCUCUCCACACGGACGUACUUUAUCAUGGGUUACGGUGUUCCUUUCGGGAUCGUCGGCAUCACUGCUGCGGUGUCUUUCGGCACUGAUACAUAUGGAUAUGGUGCUGGAGAAUUCUGCUGGUUGUCACCGCCUCACUACAUCUGGACCUUCGCCGGCCCGGUCCUGGUCAUUAUUCUCUCGAACACUGUUUUGAUGUUUCUGGCGAUUCGAAACAUUAGUCAGAGUGGGAAUGUCCGACAUUCCACUCAGAAGAACGAAGUGUACAUAGUAUGGACCACGACAUCCCUUUCGUGCUUAUUGGGCAUCGGCUGGAUAUUUGGGUUCUUCUACAUGCAAGUCACGCCUGUCUUCAUCUACCUCUUCACCAUCAUCAAUGCCUCUCAGUUAGACCGAAGUCUGGUGAAGCAUAGAUACAUCGCCAGAAUUCGACAGUAA
Messenger RNA from Darwinula stevensoni, 690 nucleotides. The record is from the annotation of a GenBank genome assembly. NCBI's taxonomy places the organism in Eukaryota, Metazoa, Arthropoda, Ostracoda, Podocopida, Darwinulidae.